CGCCCGCCGCCUGCUGCCGGGCCCAUGGCGAGCACGUCGGCGGAGAUCAUCGCGUUCCUGCUGACCAUCUCGGGAUGGGUGCUGGUCUCCUCCACGCUGCCCACCGACUACUGGAAGGUGUCCACCAUCGAUGGCACGGUCAUCACCACCGCCACCUUUUGGGCCAACCUCUGGAAGACCUGCGUGACCGACUCCACCGGCGUCUCCAACUGCAAGGACUUCCCAUCCAUGCUGGCGCUGGACGGUUACAUCCAAGCUUGCAGAGGAUUGAUGAUCUCCGCUGUCUGCCUGGGCUUCUUUGGUGCCGUUUUUGGACUGGUUGGAAUGAAAUGUACAAAAGUUGGAGGCUCUGAUCAGACUAAAGCAAAAAUAGCUUGCUUAGCUGGACUGAUUUUCAUACUCUCUGGGUUGUGCUCUAUGACUAGUUGUUCCCUGUAUGCAAACAGGAUUACGUCUGAAUUCUUUGACCCUUCUUUUGUUGCACAAAAGUAUGAAUUAGGAGCAGCUUUGUUCAUUGGAUGGGCUGGAGCUUCACUCUGCAUAAUUGGUGGCAUUAUAUUCUGCUUCUCAAUAGCUGAAAACAGUAAUUCUGCAAGGAGGGGGUAUGCCUAUAAUGGAGCCACAUCUGUGAUGUCUUCUCGUACAAAGGUCCACAACAGCGUCCCUGACAAAACCCCACCCAAGCACUUUGACAAGAACGCUUAUGUUUAGUUGCACUGUUGGAAGACUCAAAGUGUUUUUAAACGUGAUUUUGUACGUUUCAUUCAGAGUGAUUCCCCCCACCCCAAGCCCAAUGUACUUACCACUAAGACAAUGACUUUUAAAAAUAUUAACUUGCAGCUUUUUACAUAUUGAUGUAAAUUUUAUUAUAUAUUUUAAGAUUGAUGUUGGUAUUGUAAAGUUUAUACCUGGAAAUCAUGAGCUGAUGUUGCAUUCUUGAAAAGAAAUAAACAAGGUAUUUACUAA
Vidua macroura (Pin-tailed whydah) is the source of this 966-nucleotide messenger RNA. It is a transcript of the gene CLDN10, whose product is annotated as claudin 10. The transcript is spliced from 5 exons. The record is from RefSeq and is a predicted model, not a curated record. Gene Ontology annotation, cellular component: plasma membrane; bicellular tight junction. Bases 25 to 711 code for a protein of 228 amino acids. Gene Ontology annotation, biological process: cell adhesion; bicellular tight junction assembly. Gene Ontology annotation, molecular function: structural molecule activity. Lineage: Eukaryota; Metazoa; Chordata; Aves; Passeriformes; Viduidae.